AUGGCAUGGAUGAAAGAAAAUGAUGGGAAUGGAAAAGAUAAGGAGUUAGGUGGAGAUAAUGGUUUUUCGAAAGUGAAAGAACCCUCAGUUAGUUCUGGUGGUGGUACUGUUUCGGUGAAUAGGAAAUCUGAAGUGAAAGAAGAUAUUUCUUAUGCUAACAUUUUGCGUUCGAGGAACAAGUUUGCGGAUUCUCUUGCUUUGUAUGAGCGUGUUUUGGAGAGUGAUGGUGGGAAUGUGGAGGCUCUCAUUGGGAAAGGGAUAUGUUUGCAGAUGCAGAAUAUGGGUAGGCCUGCUUUUGAUAGUUUUUCGGAGGCUAUUAAGUUGGAUCCUCAGAAUGCUUGUGCUCUCACACAUUGUGGUAUUCUUUAUAAAGAAGAAGGUCGGUUGAUGGAGGCAGCUGAGUCAUAUCAAAAGGCGUUACGGGUGGAUCCUACGUACAAAGCAGCUGCUGAAUGCUUAGCCAUUGUACUAACGGAUAUUGGGACCAACAUAAAGCUUGCAGGAAACACUCAGGAGGGAAUUCAAAAAUAUUUUGAAGCUCUAAAAGUAGAUCCACACUAUGCUCCAGCAUAUUAUAACCUUGGCGUGGUCUAUUCUGAAAUGAUGCAAUAUGACAUGGCCCUCACUUUCUAUGAAAAAGCUUCAUCAGAGAGGCCUAUGUAUGCCGAAGCAUAUUGCAACAUGGGUGUGAUUUAUAAAAAUCGAGGUGAUUUGGAAGCGGCUAUUACUUGUUAUGAGAGGUGUUUAGCUGUUUCACCUAACUUCGAGAUUGCUAAAAAUAACAUGGCUAUAGCUUUGACAGAUUUGGGAACAAAGGUUAAAUUGGAGGGUGACAUCAACCGCGGUGUGGCUUUUUAUAAGAAAGCCUUGUUUUAUAACUGGCAUUAUGCUGAUGCUAUGUAUAAUCUCGGGGUUGCUUAUGGUGAGAUGCUUAAGUUUGAUAUGGCUAUUGUGUUCUAUGAGCUUGCCUUCCAUUUCAAUCCACAUUGUGCGGAAGCUUGUAACAAUCUAGGUGUUAUAUAUAAAGAUCGCGACAACCUUGAUAAAGCUGUAGAAUGCUACCAGCUUGCUUUGUCAAUCAAGCCCAACUUUUCACAGUCAUUAAAUAACCUCGGUGUUGUCUACACUGUCCAGGGUAAGAUGGAUGCCGCUGCAAGUAUGAUUGAGAAAGCCAUCAUUGCAAAUCCGACAUACGCAGAGGCAUACAAUAACCUAGGAGUUCUUUACAGAGAUGCUGGUGAUAUUGCUCUAGCAAUUAAUGCUUAUGAGCAAUGUCUCAAGAUUGAUCCUGACUCUCGAAAUGCUGGCCAGAACCGCCUGCUUGCAAUGAAUUACAUAGAUGAAGGAAAUGAUGACAAACUUUUUGAAGCUCAUAGGGAUUGGGGUAGGCGGUUUAUGAGACUAUAUCAACAACUCCCAUCAUGGAACAACUCAAAAGAUCCCGAACGGCCUCUUGUGAUAGGAUAUGUAUCUCCUGAUUAUUUUACACACUCUGUGUCAUAUUUCAUAGAAGCUCCCCUUAUCUAUCACAACUACGCCAAAUAUAAAGUGAUUGUUUAUUCAGCAGUUGUCAAGGCAGAUUCAAAAACCAUUCGGUUUAGAGAGAAAGUUUUAAAGAAGGGUGGGAUCUGGAAAGACAUUUACGGGACUGACGAAAAGAAGGUCGCUGAUAUAAUUAAAGAAGAUCAAGUUGAUAUUUUGGUAGAACUUACUGGUCAUACUGCAAACAAUAAGCUGGGAAUGAUGGCAUGUCGACCUGCUCCAGUUCAGGUGACUUGGAUUGGUUAUCCCAAUACUACAGGAUUGCCUGCAAUUGAUUACAGAAUAUCUGAUUCACUGGCAGACCCUCCUGAAACAAAGCAGAAGCAUGUUGAAGAGUUAGUCCGAUUACCAAAUUGCUUCCUUUGUUACACUCCUUCCCCCGAGGCUGGUCCUGUGUGUCCGACUCCUGCUCUUUCCAAUGGUUUUAUUACAUUUGGUAGUUUUAACAAUCUUGCCAAGAUUACUCCUACAGUAUUGAAGGUUUGGGCAAGGAUACUUUGUGCAAUUCCAAAUUCUCGCCUCGUGGUAAAAUGUAAACCAUUUUGCUGUGAUAGUGUGAGACAGAGGUUUCUUUCAACCCUAGAACAGUUGGGAUUGGAACCACUACGAGUUGAUCUUCUGCCCCUUAUUCUACUUAACCAUGAUCAUAUGCAAGCAUAUUCUCUGAUGGACAUCAGUUUGGACACGUUUCCAUAUGCUGGGACAACUACAACAUGUGAAUCUUUAUACAUGGGAGUUCCUUGUGUUACAAUGGCUGGUUCAGUACAUGCACACAAUGUUGGUGUUAGUCUUCUUAGCAAUGUUGGGCUGGAGAAUUUGAUUGCCAAAAAUGAAGAAGAAUAUGUUAAAUUGGCCAUGAAGUUAGCCUCCGACAUUCCAGCAUUACAAAACUUGAGAAUGAGUUUACGAGAGCUCAUGUCCAAGUCUCCUGUUUGUGAUGGAGCAAACUUUAUCCUUGGUCUAGAGUCAGCAUAUAGGAGCAUAUGGCGCAGAUAUUGUGAGGGAGAUGUUCCAUCUUUGAAACGCCUGGAGUUGUUAGAACCACCUGUUUCUGCCGAUAAGAACUCUGAGCCAACAAGUGCUGUAAACGCAAUUGAGGGCAGCACUGGAUCUGUCAAGGCGAAUGGAUUCAAUUCAGCACAGCCACCAAAACUUAAUACUAACGGUUGCGAAGAAAAUGGCAGGUCCUUAAAAAACAGUAAGUAA
This is a messenger RNA of Lathyrus sativus (Indian pea), 2748 nucleotides long. NCBI's taxonomy places the organism in Eukaryota, Viridiplantae, Streptophyta, Magnoliopsida, Fabales, Fabaceae. The record is from the annotation of a GenBank genome assembly.